AGAGGGCAGCCCUUUCCCAUGAAAUAAGUGACUAAAUCAAAACAUUGUUCUGUAUGUUCUUUAGUUUUUCAAAUGCAUUUUCUGUUAUUUCUGCGGGGCUACCUGGAGGUUUUGGCAUUGUGCUCGUAUAUACGACGUUCCCAAACACUUCUAUAUCAGGAGUGAACUGGAUAGCCUACAUAAUUAUGAAAACGUUGCUUUAGUCCAUAGGACUCCAGUCACGUUCAAUCUUGAGCAAACUCUGCCCUCGUGGUUUCGCUGAGGAAUUACAGCGGAGUAUAUUUUCACUGGUACAUGUGAAGCAGAUGGAUAGGAGCUACUCAUCUUUAUGUAUAUUCACCUGGGGAAAUGUAGCCCGUAGUCUGUAAUCUCUCAAAAGAUCAACCAGUUGUUGUUUUUUUUUUUAGCAAAAAACCCUUGACAUUUUAAUAGAUGGGUUAGCUGGACAUGUCACGAAAACAAUGUGCAUGAUUCUAUGGGGGCAGAAGUCAGCGUCUUGUGGUUCUGGAUGACCAGAUUGCUCGCCAGAAUGAGAAGUGCCAUGUAGGGAAUCAUUGUCACAGCUUCACCAUGGCUCGCGGCUGCCUCUGCUGCGUCAAAUACAUGUUGUUCCUCUUCAACCUGCUCUUCUGGUUGGGGGGCUGUGGUUUGUUGGGUGUGGGGGUGUGGUUGUCUGUGUCUCAGGGCAGCUUUGCCACCCUAUCACCAUCCUUCCCCUCCAUCUCUGCUGCCAACCUCAUCAUCACCCUGGGUGCUGUCAUCAUGGUUACAGGCUUCCUGGGUUGCCUGGGUGCCAUCAAGGAGAACAAGUGUCUGCUGCUGAGUUUUUUCAUCACGUUGUUGGUUAUUCUGUUGGCGGAGCUGAUCCUUCUCAUCCUGUUCUUCGUAUACACAGACAAUGUGAGUGAUAACGCCAGACAGGACCUGCAAGAGGGACUUGCUCUGUACAGCACCAACAACAACGCUGGCCUCCGCAACGCCUGGAACACCAUACAGACAGAGUGGCAUUGUUGUGGGGUGAAUGGGUACACAGACUGGCACACUGCCCUGCAAGAGAAGGUGGUUCCUGACCACUGCUGUCAGGAUAUCUACCAGGACUGUGGGCGCAAUGCCACCAACCAGUUCUGGACACGGGGUUGCUAUGAGAAGGUGGAGGAGUGGCUGGAUGACAAUAAACACCUGCUGGGAACCAUCGCCAUGUGUGUUCUGGUCAUACAGCUCCUGGGUAUGGCCUUCUCCAUGACUUUGUACCAGCAGAUCCACCGAUCCGGGAAGAAGUACGAAGCUUAGAACACACACAGUUUGAGGCCCAUUACUUUUAUAGAAAAUUAUACUCUAAAAAGGCACAAACUUGCACACACACAUGCCACAAAACAACUUUUAUUUUAGUGUUUAUAUUUACACAAACCAUGUAUCAUUUUGUGCACAAAGGCAAUUUUAAUGUUUUUUGAGGAUCAUCUUUAUCAUUAUAAUGUUCUUGGCUGGGAUUGAAUCGCAGUUGGAUUGAAUCCCAGCCCUAGUUCAGUUAUGGCGGGACUAAGGGUGGGUGAGGAAGGGGGGUUGGACUGUGUGUAUGUGGGUGCAGGGUUAUCCCUCGGUCAUCCAGAAUAGAAUGAAUGGCUUCAACACAAAAAAGAGUAGAGGGACAGAGGUUUGGUUUCAUGCCUUAGAAAUCCUUUAACUGAUUAGUUAUAUUGUAUGGAUGCAUUAUUGUAAAAUCAGUUACUGAGAUGUGUUCAAUAAAAGUUAAGCUUAUUCUGUCAAA
This is a messenger RNA of Oncorhynchus gorbuscha (pink salmon), 1765 nucleotides long. Its product is annotated as tetraspanin-9. Gene Ontology annotation, cellular component: membrane. NCBI's taxonomy places the organism in Eukaryota, Metazoa, Chordata, Actinopteri, Salmoniformes, Salmonidae. The transcript is spliced from 8 exons. The coding region runs from base 571 to 1290 and encodes 239 amino acids. The record is from RefSeq and is a predicted model, not a curated record.